Molecule: messenger RNA, 1775 nt
Organism: Amphiprion ocellaris (clown anemonefish)
Lineage: Eukaryota; Metazoa; Chordata; Actinopteri; Pomacentridae
Product: B-cell receptor CD22-like
Exons: 6
Coding region: 126-1598 (490 amino acids)
Source: RefSeq, a predicted model, not a curated record
CUCUUCAAGGAACACGUCCUCCACUUUUUGGUCAAGAAAAGUUUACUGUGACAAACUGACAAAUCAUAUUUCUGUCGUGUUUGAGAUCCCAUUGACGCGAUUUAACAGAAUCAAGAAGAGCAGCUAUGAGUUUAGCAGCAGCAGCGAGUGGAUUUGUUGUCCUUCUUUUCUGCGUACCAGUGGUUCAGGGUCAGGAUGACUGGGGAGUGACUUUCACUUCUACUGAGAUCUGUGCUGUAAAAGGAGCAACAGUGGAAAUGAGCUGCGAUUACAAACACCCAACCUACAUGUAUGGCAAUAAUCUCACAGUUCAGGAAACAUUCUGGUUCAUUAAAGACCUUGUGGAUCUGACAACAGUUAAAGCCUACACAGAUCGAGUGCAGUACAGCUGUGAUGGGAAGAGAUGCACUCUGAGAAUCAGAGACCUGAGAAAGAGCGAUUCAGCUGUUUACAAGUUCAGGUUCAUAACAAACCCACCUGAAGGACGUUAUAGUAGUCCAACUGGAGUCACUUUAUCUGUCACAGAUCUGCAUGUAUAUGUGCCAGACUUAAAUUCCUACAAGAAAACGCUGACAUGCCACAGUGACUGUCCUUUACCUGCUCAUCCUACCUAUGUCUGGUACAAAAAUGGACAUGAUAUUGGGAUAGCGACACGUUUUCAUUCAGGCAACUUUCAGUACGAAGACGGCAUUUCUUGCGCUCUAGGAGGAUUUGAGGAUUUCCCUUCAGAUUCAGUCUGUGUCCGCAGUAAAUACUGCAACAAAGUGAACUACAAUAACAGAAGAAUCUGUGCUCUCAGAGGAUCGUCGGUGUUCAUUUCUUGCACUUACCAGAGUUAUAGAUCUGCCAAAUCAUUAUUUUGGUUUAGUCCUCAACAAAGUCAUCAGUGGUCAAGUUCCUCUAAACCUGAGGACAUCAGCAAAGACUCCCAGUAUGGAGGUCGAGUUCAGGUCGAUACAUGGAGUCGAGGCUCCUCACUGACAAUCAGAGAGCUGAGAGAAACUGAUUCAGCUGAAUAUCGCUUCAAAUUUAAAACCUCGAUGGAUGAAUGGGAAAGUGAUUUACAUGGAACAACUGUGACAGUCACAGCUCUCCAGGUGCAUGUGACCAGAAUAUCAGACUCUCAGCGUUACACCCAUUUACAGCUGAAGUGUCUCAGCAGCUGCACUCCAUCUGGUCAUUCCUACGUCUGGUUUAAGAAUGGACAGAAAAUGAAUGUGGUGACAUCUUCUUUGGAAGACUGGUUUUAUCUUGGAGACAGAAUCUCCUGUGCUCUGAAAACACAUGAGCAACACGCAUCACCUGAAGUGUAUCCUCCAAAGCCUCCCUCUCUGUCAGCGAGUCCCUCUGCUGAGAUAAUGGAGGGAAGUUCAGUGAAUCUGACCUGCAGAACUGAUGCUAACCCAGCAGCUAAUUCCACCUGGUACAAGAGGAAUGGAAAUCCAGCCCUUCAGUCUCUCAGUAACGAGUCACAGCUUGUCUUCAGCUCCAUCCAGUCCUCAGACUCUGGACUCUAUUACUGUACAGUGGAGAAUACGCUGGGCAAGAGGACAUCUAAAGACAUUGGUAUUGAUGUGAAAUGUGAGUAUAGCAGCUAAUUUGAAAAUAACAAAUUGAAUCUAUUGAGCCUGUUCAUCUUGUUAAGCAGGAGAUGAUUCCUGACCUGAGCUCAGAGCUCCGAUUCAAACUGUCCAGUUUGUCUGAACAUUUUUAGAGGAUUUAAUUUAAAUACCGACAGUAUCAAUUCACCAUUAACUUUGAAUAAUAUCUGUUAA